Rangifer tarandus platyrhynchus (Svalbard reindeer) is the source of this 2511-nucleotide messenger RNA. The record is from the annotation of a GenBank genome assembly. Lineage: Eukaryota; Metazoa; Chordata; Mammalia; Artiodactyla; Cervidae.
AUGAAAAACCCGUGUUUCCAAGUGAUUGCCAUGGUUAUAGGUCUUUAUUUUACCGGCACAAUGACAAACCCAUCAAGAAAAAGCAGUAUUUUAUUCAGUUCCAAGUGCCAAUGGAAUGGAUAUCUUACAACAAAUUGUUCUUUUGCUCGAAAGCAUGAAACACCCGUGGACAUAAAACAGAUAGCACCCACGGUGGAUGAAAGUUCCAAUCUCUUUAUGGUUCUCUUAAAAACUCACAUGAAAAAAGAAGAAUGGAACAUAAAACACCUGGACCUUAGUAACAAUCUCAUAUCAAAAAUAACCUUAAGCUCUCUUGAACAUUUUCAUGCUUUGGAAAUAUUAAACCUCAGCAACAACGCCAUUCACUCAGUAUUAUUGGAUCUACCCAGUUUUAAGUCCUCAUGGGUGAAACGCCACAGAGGCAGCUUGAGAAAUUGGCUUCCAUUUCUAAAGUUGCUUACUCUUCAACGAAAUAAACUCAGCAACAUUCCCAAGGGACUAUGGAAACUGAAGUCAUUACAGAGUUUGGAUCUGUCAUUCAACAGGAUAUCACAAAUUGAUUUGUCUGAUUUUCAUAACUGCCUGCAACUGGAAAACCUCCAUUUAAAGAGCAACAGGAUAUUCAGAAUUCAUCCAGAAGCCUUCAAGGACCUAAAAAAAUUACAGAUGGUAGACCUCAGCAACAACGUGCUGACAGCCAUCCUGCCAGUGGUAGUCAUGGCCCUAGAACUUCCCCACCUGGAGGCUGACCUGGCUGAUAACCCGUGGCAAUGUGACUACAGCCUGGCAGUCUUCCAAAAUGUUAUUUCUGAGUCCUGGAGGAAAAGGUGGAAUGCUGUUUGCAGUGAGUCCUUAGGGAAGGAGGAUGCACACUGGUGGACCCUCACAAGCAGAGUGUCCAGAGAGACUCGCCUUCCUCACGCUGAUCUGAGUCAUAUGAAAACCAUCAUAGGGAGCAAAGCUGAGAGGGCCCCGGAAGUGCGCUAUUCCAUGCUGGAGAAGGACACUGCAGACUCUGAUGUUGGUGACAGGCCGAGACAGCUGCUAAAACGGGUUAGGAGGGCCGAGGAUGUGCACGCUGCUGGCAGAAAAGAAGACUCUUCCCAGGACCUGGUCCUGGCCAUCUGCCUGUCGGUGUUCAUCACGUUCUUCGUGGCUUUCUGCCUGGGGGCUUUUGCGAGACCUUAUGUGGACAGACUGUGGCAACAGAGAUGCCGGAAAAAAAGUCCAAGUUCAGCGUCAGGGAACGUGUAUUCAAACCAGGCCUUCUAUGAUGAAAUCGAAGAUGUGGUAAACCUACAGCAGCCGAGGAUGGAUCUGCAGCAAACUGUCCAUCUAAACCUCUAUGAGAACCAGGCCCCACGUGCCGCUGUGGUUCCUGCAAGAACAGUGGCACCGAGCAGAAGGGAGGCUGGCGGCCGGCAGGACAGGGAACAACGCGGGGUCCCCACUGGGGCAGAAAGUGGGAUGGAUAAGAUGCCCCCAAAUCACAGUGCAGCCCAGCGCGUUCUCUACGGACAGCCAAACGCCCAUGACACCCAACUCACGUCGGCGGGAUGGGACCACAUCUACAGGAAUGAUGUUCCUGGAGAAGGCAGCUACAACACUGUGGCCAGGCAAGUUUCCCUCGGUGAGCAUUCAGUGGGCAUCCCUGCAGUGUCUGCCGGAAUACAGACCAGCCCUGGCUCAGACCAUAAGGAUUCCAAUGAACUAGGCCCACCCCGCCCCAGGGAAACAACAGCGCCUCUCUGCCAAAGGCCAGCGCACACACAGGCGCUGAGCCCUGGGGCGGAGAGCAGAGGGGCUCCCCCACACUUCCCUUCGGAGUUUUCUAAGGAGAACGGGCAGAGCCCACAGCAGCAGAGCCUCCAGGGUGCCGGUGCCCAGGGACAACCUCCCGCCCACUACGAAGCGGCCGCGCUCAGUGACGCGGGAGACCCGUCCCCACUCGGCGUCCCUCCAGGAUGCGGCGGGGAGCUGCCAGUGACUCCAGCUUACCAGGAGCCCACGCAGAAGCACACUCCUGACGCUCAGUACGAGGUGGGCUCUGACUCCGAUUCUGAGGAAGGGUCUUUAUUUACUCUGAGUUCAACAAGUUCAGAAGACUGGAGAGAUGUGGCGGAAGAGGAGGCACGUGGGGAGCAGGGCUGGAGAGCCGGGGAGCCCCCUGGGGACCAGGUCUCCUGUGAGAGGAGGGACAGUGUCGGGCCAUUUGAGAGUCCUGGGAACAUCGCCUUCCAGAAGACUCUGAGGAAAUGUGAAAAUCGGGAAGAUCAUUUUGGGAAAACUCUCAUUUCUGACCCAGACUCUCAUUUGUGCGAGACUCAUCUGGAAGGUGCCUUUAACGUCAACAAAUAUGAGGAUUCCUUGCCCCAGUCAUCAGGCAGCAGUCCGAUCAGUGAGGCGGUCCCAAGCGUGUCCAUUUACAAUUACAUCUCAGCGCUUCAACCCAGCGCAGUGGAAUGGCAGUACUCACUUAGAGACUUGGAAUUUGCAGAUGUGGAUGCUUGA